AAAGACGGAAACUUCUUUGUUCACACAUACCAUAUGCACUGAUUAAUUAUUCUAUAAAUAUUCUCAUGUUCCUUCACAUGGAGAGGAGAGCUGCAAUUAGUGGGAUCCAGAACUAAGGAUUUUGAGAGGAUAUUGUGUGGAAACAUGGAGGAGGACAAUAACCUUGGACAGCCAUUGUUGAAGAAAGUGUACCAUGAGAACUGCCCAGGUUGUAAGGUGGAUCAAGCCAAAGCCCUCAAAAAGGAUGUUACCUUUAGAAAUAUCUUCAAUAUAUGGAUUGUGGUGUUAUGCAGUGGUCUGCCAAUAUCAUCUCUCUAUCCUUUUCUUUAUCUAAUGGUGAAGGAUUUUAAUAUUGCAGAAAGUGAGGAAGAUAUCAGUUCCUAUGCUGGUUAUGUGGGAUCUGCAUUCAUGCUUGGUAGAUGUGUGACAUCUAUAUUCUGGGGAAUAGUAGCUGAUCGUUAUGGUAGGAAACCAGUUGUGAUUAUAGGGACUUUCUCUGUCAUCAUUUUCAACGCACUGUUUGGCCUUAGCACUAAUUUUUGGAUGGCUGUUAUUACAAGAUUUCUUCUUGGAAUUUUUAAUGGUAUACUGGGACCAAUAAAGGCCUAUGCUUCUGAAAUAUUUCGAGAAGAAUAUCAAGCUCUAGGACUCUCAACCGUUUGUGCUGCAUGGGGAGUAGGAUUAGUCUUUGGCCCAGCACUGGGAGGUUAUUUGGCUCAGCCAGUAGAAAAAUACCCAUAUUUAUUUUCAAAGGGCUCCUUUUGGGAAAGGUUUCCCUAUUUCUUGCCCUGUUUCGCAAUAUCAGCUGUUGCAAUUUUAGUAGCCAUCGCCUGCAUUUGGCUUCCGGAGACACUGCAUAACCACGAUGUGGUAAUUGACAACAACAUUGAAGUUUUAGAAAAUGGAAGUAGUUGGACUGACAAGGACAAGACGAUCCAAAAAAAUGAAAGUGUCUUUCUCAAUUGGCCGUUAAUGUCCUCGAUCAUUAUUUAUUGUAUUUUUGCACUUCAUGACAUUGCUUAUUCAGAGGUUUUCUCAUUAUGGGCUGUGAGUCCUCAACGAUUAGGAGGUUUAAACUUUACAACUAAUCAAGUUGGUAAUGUUCUCGCGAUUUCAGGUUUUGCUAUUAUAAUCUUUCAACUUGGACUAUACCAAUCGAUACAAAAAGUUUGUAGUCCUGUUAACCUUACUCGCAUCACAGCGGUGUUAUCCAUACCCGUCUUGCAAAGCUACCCCUUCAUGACAAUGUUGUCAGGCUUCUCACUGUACAUAGCAAUAUGUAUUGCUUCCAUUUUAAACAACGUGAUGAUUGAGAUAGUUUCAACUGGUUUGUUGCUUUUACAAAAUAGAGCGGUGGAGCAACAUCAAAGGGGAAUAGCCAAUGGCAUUUCUAUGACUGCUAUGUCAGCAUUCAAAGUAAUUGGUCCAACUGCAGGUGGUGCAAUAUUAACAUUGUCACAAAAACGGUUAAAUGCUUCUUUCCUCCCAGGCACCCAUUUGGUCUUCUCUUUUCUUAAUGUUGUUGAAGGACUUGGAGUGUUGUUGAUGUUCAAACCAUUCCUAAGUAUAAAGAAAUCACCCUUAGAACUAUUAAAAUGAUAUUAAUAAAUUUUGCAUGAAGGGUGAGACAUCUCAAGUUCAAUUCAAUGCAUAUAGAUGUUGAGAUUACAAUAAUGAUGGUUGUUUUCAAUGAAAAUUAGGGAAGUAAACAAUGUACCGAAGUUGGUAAACUUACUAGGUAAGCCAACUAUCAAUACUUACAUCUUUAUCAAGUGGAGUAUAUUUGGCCAAUCCUUUUUACAAUUAUGAACGAAUGCUU
Cajanus cajan (pigeon pea) is the source of this 1819-nucleotide messenger RNA. Its product is annotated as protein ZINC INDUCED FACILITATOR-LIKE 1. Lineage: Eukaryota; Viridiplantae; Streptophyta; Magnoliopsida; Fabales; Fabaceae. The record is from RefSeq and is a predicted model, not a curated record. Gene Ontology annotation, biological process: regulation of stomatal closure; transmembrane transport. Gene Ontology annotation, cellular component: plant-type vacuole membrane; plasma membrane. Gene Ontology annotation, molecular function: solute:potassium antiporter activity.